UCAGAUGGAUGAUCGAAGGCAAAGCACUAUUCAUCAGAAAUAUCACAUAUCAAUCGUUUCCUUAUCUCUUUCCAAAAGAAAUUCCACCUGCGCCUAUGAUGAUGAGAGGUGUUCUCUUAACGAUUUGUUGUUCUUAUAUAGGAGAUGAAUUGAUUGAAGGCAAUUGCCGGCAACUCUUUUUGGUUUUGCCGCCACAGUCCAAGCAGAAAAGAACUUGUUUGCUGCCACACUCCAAGCGAAUAAAAUAGGGCUGGGACCACUGAGUAAUGCUAAAUGUACUAUUGCUAUAAUGAAGAGUUUGUAGAUGCGUUGAGAACGCUCUUGCUUCUCUCUAGGCUUUUCACGCACCAACGGGCGGAAAUACCUGGAUCGCACGAACUGCUCUUGCUCUCUUAGAUUUUUUUUUCACGAUUAUUUCCAGAUUUCUUCAGUCUCUCAGCUAGGAAUUCGAAUCUCUAUCUUAUCUAUCAGUUGGAUUUCAUAGAAAUCGAUUACUAGAGUUUAAGAGAGGAAUUUCGGUGCUAGAGUUCGCGAAAAGCACUGGUCACCUCAGAUUUGUGCAUUCUGAUUUCUCCUACAAAUCGGGCGAUUGAGUGAGAAGAAGGAAGAUUGUCUGGGGGUCGCCGCCCUCUGGCGUACCUCCCCGGCCUGGUCUCAUCCCUCAUUUCACACUGUAACUUGAGAAACGUGGGAAUUGCUGAAAACAAGUACUGUUCAUCGCAGACUAGGGAAUUCCAGAUUUCUUCAAGUUCUGACGAUUACUCUCAAAUUCAAAGCCAGUGUGGGACUUAUCUUGGUGAAACGAAGCCAUUUAAUUUAAGCACUUUGGUUCAGUAUGGGACAGGAAUUGGGGCUUUGAUUACUAUUGAUUUUCUUGAGUUACCGAUACUUGUUUUGAGCAUCUUGUCUGUGCUUUUUAUUGUUAUCUGGCUAUACUAUGAGGUCUUUACUCGGUGCCUCCCUGUUGAUCAGACUAUCAUUUCCGAUUACUAACCACACAAGUGUAGUGCUUGUUUUACUGCUCUAAGCAGUUCAUACUUGUUGUUUUGCUCAUACUAACUAUGCAGGCUGCUAACCUGAACUAAGGGGAUUACCCCUUAAGUUAUAUUUCUGGUUUUUUCUUUAGUUAUUCUCCAUGACAAAGAAAAAUAAGCAGCAGAGGACCCCUCCUGCAAAGGAUAAACUGUUCGAGCAAAAAACAAAGUAUCUCAACGAAAAGCAAGCUGCCAAAGCUGCAAUUCAAGCUGAGAAUAUGAUAAAGAAAGGAGUGUUCAAGGAGGUUUUACCUAUUGAUGCUCCUGUUUUUUCUUCUAACUCCACUGAAGCUACUGAGAUGCUGGGAGUUGAAACUCAUACUGAGGUGUCAACUGGGGAUGCUGGACUGAUUAGUUGCAUUGAGGAGCUUCCUGACCCGGAUAAGGAAGAGGGACUUGGCAAUAUUGAUGCUGCAUCAACAACACCUGUGCUCCCUCCAACUAAAGCAGUAGCUUCUCAGGGGUUAGGUGUCGUAGGUUCUUAUGCGGAGGCAUUAUUGGGAGGUGCAAAUGCUGAAAUUGCUAAUACAAUUAGAGAACAGGAGACUAGGGAAGCCUUGGCAGAGAAAAUGAAGAAGCAAGGAACUGUGGGGGAGGCUAUACCACCUGAAACUCUUCCUCUGUCCUUCAAGGCCUCUGUUUCGCCUAUUCAGACACCUGUAAAGGCUCUGAUUCAUGCAGAAGAGUCACAGGCAUCACAGGGGUCAGUUGGGGCUACCUCUUGGGGUUCAGAUGGAUGAUCGAAGGCAAAGCACUAUUCAUCAGAAAUAUCACAUAUCAAUCGUUUCCUUAUCUCUUUCCAAAAGAAAUUCCACCUGCGCCUAUGAUGAUGAGAGGUGUUCUCUUAACGAUUUGUUGUUCUUAUAUAGGAGAUGAAUUGAUUGAAGGCAAUUGCCGGCAACUCUUUUUGGUUUUGCCGCCACAGUCCAAGCAGAAAAGAACUUGUUUGCUGCCACACUCCAAGCGAAUAAAAUAGGGCUGGGACCACUGAGUAAUGCUAAAUGUACUAUUGCUAUAAUGAAGAGUUUGUAGAUGCGUUGAGAACGCUCUUGCUUCUCUCUAGGCUUUUCACGCACCAACGGGCGGAAAUACCUGGAUCGCACGAACUGCUCUUGCUCUCUUAGAUUUUUUUUUCACGAUUAUUUCCAGAUUUCUUCAGUCUCUCAGCUAGGAAUUCGAAUCUCUAUCUUAUCUAUCAGUUGGAUUUCAUAGAAAUCGAUUACUAGAGUUUAAGAGAGGAAUUUCGGUGCUAGAGUUCGCGAAAAGCACUGGUCACCUCAGAUUUGUGCAUUCUGAUUUCUCCUACAAAUCGGGCGAUUGAGUGAGAAGAAGGAAGAUUGUCUGGGGGUCGCCGCCCUCUGGCGUACCUCCCCGGCCUGGUCUCAUCCCUCAUUUCACACUGUAACUUGAGAAACGUGGGAAUUGCUGAAAACAAGUACUGUUCAUCGCAGACUAGGGAAUUCCAGAUUUCUUCAAGUUCUGACGAUUACUCUCAAAUUCAAAGCCAGUGUGGGACUUAUCUUGGUGAAACGAAGCCAUUUAAUUUAAGCACUUUGGUUCAGUAUGGGACAGGAAUUGGGGCUUUGAUUACUAUUGAUUUUCUUGAGUUACCGAUACUUGUUUUGAGCAUCUUGUCUGUGCUUUUUAUUGUUAUCUGGCUAUACUAUGAGGUCUUUACUCGGUGCCUCCCUGUUGAUCAGACUAUCAUUUCCGAUUACUAACCACACAAGUGCAGUGCUUGUUUUACUGCUCUAAGCAGUUCAUACUUGUUGUUUUGCUCAUACUAACUAUGCAGGCUGCUAACCUGAACUAAGGGGAUUACCCCUUAAGUUAUAUUUCUGGUUUUUUCUUUAGUUAUUCUCCAUGACAAAGAAAAAUAAGCAGCAGAGGACCCCUCCUGCAAAGGAUAAACUGUUCGAGCAAAAAAUAAAGUAUCUCAACGAAAAGCAAGCUGCCAAAGCUGCAAUUCAAGCUGAGAAUAUGAUAAAGAAAGGAGUGUUCAAGGAGGUUUUACCUAUUGAUGCUCCUGUUUUUUCUUCUAACUCCACUGAAGCUACUGAGAUGCUGGGAGUUGAAACUCAUACUGAGGUGUCAACUGGGGAUGCUGGACUGAUUAGUUGCAUUGAGGAGCUUCCUGACCCGGAUAAGGAAGAGGGACUUGGCAAUAUUGAUGCUGCAUCAACAACACCUGUGCUCCCUCCAACUAAAGCAGUAGCUUCUCAGGGGUUAGGUGUCGUAGGUUCUUAUGCGGAGGCAUUAUUGGGAGGUGCAAAUGCUGAAAUUGCUAAUACAAUUAGAGAACAGGAGACUAGGGAAGCCUUGGCAGAGAAAAUGAAGAAGCAAGGAACUGUGGGGGAGGCUAUACCACCUGAAACUCUUCCUCUGUCCUUCAAGGCCUCUGUUUCGCCUAUUCAGACACCUGUAAAGGCUCUGAUUCAUGCAGAAGAGUCACAGGCAUCACAGGGGUCAGUUGGGG
This is a messenger RNA of Cuscuta epithymum, 3510 nucleotides long. NCBI's taxonomy places the organism in Eukaryota, Viridiplantae, Streptophyta, Magnoliopsida, Solanales, Convolvulaceae. The record is from the annotation of a GenBank genome assembly.